AUACCUCAAUAUACAAAUACAGUAUAUGGACUAUCAAACACUUUCGAUUCUUGAUUUGCUUUUUAUGAAGUUAAAAUGAAAAUAUUGUGAUUGAUUCAAGUUAAUGAUUACAUAUCUAAUAUACAUAGGCUAAAUUGAUUUCAUUGAGCUUAAAGGAAAUACAUGGAUGAUUUUCAGAAAUUUCACAAAAGAAGACAUAAGAGAAGGGGUCAACACGACAAAAUAGACAGCAUUAUUUCAAUUGCAACCUACAGAGAUCUUCUAAGAAACCAAGAGAGAGAUGGACUAAGCAACACUCCCAGGAUAUAGAUCUGGAUUAUACAAUGGAUGCUAUUCAGAGAAACCUCGAAUAUUUCCAAUCUCUUAGGAAAAAUAGGGAGGAAUUCAUUAAUGAUGUUACUGAAAAAAGUGAUGAUUUGAAAAAAUAUAGUCGCGACCAAUUUGACUAUUCUCUGAAUAACAAUGACCCAAGCAAAGUAAUACAAUGUUUUAGAAAAUCCUCGUUACAGGAUAUAUACAAUGAAAAAACAAAUGGGCCGAGUAAAUCGGGUAGUCCCAUUCACAACUCUAGGGCUAAGAUUAUGAACAGUAUUAGGACACGUCCUCGCACUGGGGCAAAAUACAGCACACAUGAACGCUCGUCCCGUUAUUCCGGAAUUACAAAUACUAUAAACAAUAGCAAUGCAGAGUAUACAGUGAUUAAGUCAAUACCUAUACCUGGGAUGACAAAACCAGAUUUCAUUUUGAUACCAACAGCUAACAGCCUUGAAGAAAAAGCCCCAUUCUAUGAUCCAGCCAUCUUGAACUUGGAUAAGAUGAGUCUGAGCCAAGGUGGGACUCGUCCAAAUACAAACUAUUCAGCAAGAACUGGUCUCAUAUCCCGUCAGUCAGUCCCAAGGAUAAUGUUACAGACUGGUAGCCCCAUCCCGGAUAGUCCAGCACCCUCCCCUGAGCCCCCCAAAGAUGCUAAGGGAAAAUCAGCCUCUAAGAAAGCAGCUGAUUCAAACAGUAAAAAUAACAAGGUGAAGAAAAAGCCCAAAUGUUGGGUGGAUACAGCGACAAUAUCAGACAUCAUAGAUGAAAAUAGCAAGGGAAGGAGCAAAAACCAAAAUUCAAAAAAUGCAAAAAAGAAGAAGAAAAUGGAGGAAGAAAUGCUAAUUGUGACAUUAGAUGAUAUCCAAGAUGAGGAGCUGCCAUUACCGGACUAUAUUUGCCCAAGUUCUGCUGAUAAAUCAAAAGAGGCCGCAAUCAGAAAUUGGUUAAAAGAGACUAAAUUUACUACUGCUAAUAAAACAUUACCAUUGUUAUAGUAAUAGAUAGUCAGCACUGGCGGAUCCAGAAGUUAACAAGGGGAGGCCCAUUUUUUGAUAAUCUGUCUUAAAAAGGCCAAGUUAUGACCAAAAAGGCCUAUUUUUGAGCCCCUAUAAAAUUUUUGUUUGAGCCCAAAAUUUUUUGGAUUUGCCAGUGGUCAGUUAGGGGGACAAAGGGAGGGGGAAAGAAUUUCAUUCAUAUUGCUAGUCACAAUUUGAAGCAUUAAUUUUGAACUUAUUUUUCU
Owenia fusiformis is the source of this 1555-nucleotide messenger RNA. The record is from the annotation of a GenBank genome assembly. Lineage: Eukaryota; Metazoa; Annelida; Polychaeta; Sabellida; Oweniidae.